AUGUUUCUCUCCAAAAAGUCAACCGCCAGUGAUCUCUGGACCGCCAUCUCUUCUCUCUUCACCGAUAAUAAUGAUUAUCGGGCCAUUCAACUUGAAGAGAAAUUCAAGUCCCUCAAGAAAGGCGCUCUCUCCAUUCACGAUUAUUGCCAAAUAAUCAAAACCACGGCGGACAGUUUGGCCGAUGUCGGAAAUCCAAUUUCCGACAAACAACUCGUCCUACAAACCCUACACAGCCUUCCGAAAAAUUACGGGACCAUCGCCAAUCUCUGCUCCUUUCAGAAUCCCCUUCCCACUUUUCUACAGACUCGAUCGCUUCUUCAGAUGGAAGAAACAAGACUUGCUGAACCUGAGCAGACCGCUGCUGUUUUCUACGCCUCUAACGCGAAUUGUCCAUCCAACAGUUGCAAUAGUUCCCGCGGAGGUGGUUCUUCGCGCUAUCAGCGUGGGGGUGGCCGAUCUAACCGUCGCUGA
Molecule: messenger RNA, 471 nt
Organism: Erythranthe guttata (spotted monkey flower)
Lineage: Eukaryota; Viridiplantae; Streptophyta; Magnoliopsida; Lamiales; Phrymaceae
Source: RefSeq, a predicted model, not a curated record